Molecule: messenger RNA, 2765 nt
Organism: Pollicipes pollicipes
Lineage: Eukaryota; Metazoa; Arthropoda; Thecostraca; Pollicipedomorpha; Pollicipedidae
Product: histone lysine demethylase PHF8
Exons: 16
Coding region: 33-2120 (695 amino acids)
Source: RefSeq, a predicted model, not a curated record
GAGGCAGUCGCAAAGGUUACCAGGUCUAAACAAUGGCAUCAGGCGAGUCACUGUGCUCCUGCGGUCAGCCAUAUGACAACUCCAAGUUUAUGAUACAGUGUGAUAUCUGCAAGGAUUGGCUUCAUGGAAUAUGCGUUGGUCUUCGUGAACACCAAAGCGUGGAUAUUGACAAGUACCACUGCCCACGGUGUGAGCUCAUGUGCGGCCCCUCAAUAUGUAAGACGAACUGGCACCGGCAUGACCCCUACGAGCUGAACGCCGAUGCAAAACCGGUUCAAACUGGAACUCCCAUAUUCAUCAAAGAGCUCCGCUCCCGCCACUUCGAAAGCGCUGAUGACGUCAUCGUUCGACUGCGCGGUCAGCAGUUGACGUUGCCGUACCUGGCCCAGCACGGCUGGGACCGGCCCAUCUUGCUCGACUCACUGGAGGGGCUGGGCAUGCAGCUGCCGCCCGCCAACGCCUUCACCGUCCACGACGUGGAGAACUACGUGGGCUCGGAGCGCGAGGUGGACGUGAUCGACGUCAGCCGGCAGCGCGACAUACACAUCAGCAUGCACGACCUCGCCGAGUACUUCAGCAGCCGGCAGCGUGCAGAGACGCUCAACUGCAUCAGCCUCGAGUUCAGCGGCACCGGGCUGUCAGCGCUGGUCGAAGCGCCCUACAUCGUGCGCAAGCUGUGCUGGGUGACCACGCUGUGGCCGACGCCGUCGCCGGAGGGCGUGGAGAAGCCCACUGUCACCAAGUACGCGCUCAUCAGCGCCGCCGACUCUUACACAGACUUCCACGUGGACUUUGGCGGCACGUCCGUCUGGUACCACGUCCUUCAGGGCGAGAAGAUCUUCUACCUCAUCCGACCGACGGCCUCCAACCUGACAUUGUACCAGCGUUGGCUGAGCUCCCACUCACGCAACUCCACCUUCUUCGGUGACCAGGUGGACGCCUGUCACCGGCUGUCACUGAGGUCCGGCCAGACGCUGCUCAUCCCGUCCGGCUGGAUCCACGCCGUGUACACGCCGCAGGACUCGCUCGUGUUCGGCGGCAACUUUCUCUGCAGCCUGAACGUUCCGCUACAGAUCAGGGUGUACGAGCUGGAGAAGAAGUCGCGCACACCGCUCAAGUUCCGCUUCCCGUCGUUCGAGACGUGCCACUGGCUGGGCAGCCGGCGACUGGUUGAGGAGAUGCGCGACUACGGCGACGCUAACCAGCGCUGCCCGGCCCACCUGGUGCAGGCGGCGCGCGCGCUCGCCUCCGCCCUGCGCUCGUGGGCGCACGACGCCUCGUCGGCGCGGCGCGGUGUCGAGCCCGUUCCGGUCACCAUCAACGCCAGCAAGCUGAUCAAGCAGCUGAACAAGGAGCUGCGCCACGCCGAGAAGUACAGCGCGCAGACGCCGCAGCCGGCGCCGCCGCGGCCCGAGCGCCAGUCGCGCCGCCAGGUCAAGAAGCGGCCGCUCGACGACGACUUCAUCGACAUCUCAGAGCGCUCCGAGUUCGAGACGCUGCUGCAGGAGGCGCGGCCGCUGACGAUCGACGACUCGGCGCGCCGCUACGGCCGCAUCCGCUCCGUCUCCAUGGACAACCCGCUCAAGCUGCGCCUCUCCAUCGACGGCCGGCCGGACCCGGCGCCGGUGGCGAACGGCAUCGAUGAGCUGCUGCGCGCCUCGAGCGUGGCCGACGGCUCGGAGCAGGCGCUGCCGGCCGGCCAGGCGUCGCCGGCCACGCGCGACGCCAUCGUCGGCAUGCUGUCCAUGAGUCGCGCCGUGGUGGCGCCGCCGCCCGUCACCGCCAGCGGCGGCGCGCGGCCGGCCGCGUCCAAGCGCCGCGCGCGCUCCUACUCCUCUGACGAUGAGGCGUACGGCACAGCGCAGGACGACGAGUUCGUGUACCCCUCCCUCGACACUUCAGAUGACGAGCACGUGUUCAAGCCGCGCGGCCGGCGCCGCGGCGCCGACGAGGCCUGGAACCCGAAGGCGCGCGUGCCGCCGCAGCCGAGCACCUCCAGCGCCACGCUCGCCCCGGCGGCGGCCAGCGAAGCUGCCAAACGGCCGAAACCCAAGAAGGGCAUGGCAACUGUAAAGCAACGCCUUGGGAAAAUUCUGAAACUGAACAAAAUGAAGUUUUGAAAGAAGAGUGCUGCCAUCUGAUGUGUUGGAGUAUGUGGUAAAAAACUGAUGUGUUUAUAACAGUUAGGCUUCCUGUGCAGAUUUGUGUAGGCAUUUUGCCGGUAUAUGAUCGCGCUCAUUUCGUGUUGGCGUGCUUGUAGCCACCGUGCUUCAUCUCCAUCUGGCCGUCCGGGGUCCACCUCAAAAGUGUGAUAUUAGUGUACGCGGCGGCACUUCUGAUUGUGCGAGUUGUCACUUGACUCAAAUAUGCAGGGCAUUGAAAUGAAGUGGAUGUGGAUGACACCCAUUGUUCCACGUCCGGUGCCCUUAGUGCGAAAGGUGUCUGUCCAAAUGCAAUGCAUUUUGCAUAGUGAGGUAUAUAUUGAUGUAAUUGCCUUCUCAGAGAUUGCUCCCUUUUCCAAGAGAUGUAUGAAGCGCUCCAUUACAAAAACAUAAAGUUCGCUUGUUUCCCGCAAUGCCGUGGAAAUUUAUGUUGUUUUUUUUUCGGAUCUGAAUUUGUACUCAUAGCAUCACGGUAUAGUAGAAAAACAUCGGAAGAACAAUUUCGAUUCCGCGAUAUCCACAUCUGCGACGUGCGCAGAGUUGUGCACGUUAGCGCCAUCGUGACCUGGGCUUUCUCUAGCUGUGCUGGCUUUUAGUAAUACA